AUGAAAUGUAUUUUGUGUAUUUGAAUCAUGCACAUAAACAACCGAAAUGUAAUAUGUGUCUUUCAACACUAUGGGGCUCUAGGUUCUUGCAGCUUAAAAAAAAUGUACCUGAUAGUGGAGUUCAUUCACGAAGGGAGUACCGGACCUGUCGCAAAGUCUUGGUACUCAGAGGGUCACUCGUGGUGGCCUCCAUACAAGGAGAUAGACAGGGUGUUGAAGAGUGUCCGGUUGAUGGAGGCACCACAACCAGAUAAAGGUUGGACCAAGCAUCAGGCCAGAAUUCUACACGAGUCAGCAUCUUUUGACAAGAUUUCAAAGAAAUGGAAACAGGCAUGCUACACAUCUGACAUCUCGGAAUCUGAAAUGCCUGCAAAAAGAAUUCCGAAAAAGAAAAUAUACACAUCAGAUGAUGAGCCUUGCGAUACUCCCCACAAAAAAAAGAAACUAAAUAAAGAAAAAAGUCUACCAACACCAAGGGUCCCACCUGCACCAAAAGCUCCAACACCCCCAAGACAUAUCAGGGCAAAAGGUCCCCUUGUACGACCUCAGCUAACAUCAUGUAAAACAAUUAACAGUUUUUGCAAUUCAUUUGUCCGCGACCAACAAAAAGCUACAGAAAAGCAACAGCAGGCCUGUUUUGAAACUCCCUCCACUAGUCAAGUUUCAGCUCCAGACGUACCUGUGAGGUUCUGCCAGGAAGUGGAGCACCAAGACACUUGGGAUAAACCCCAACCUGAAAAUCAAGAGGACACAUUUUCUGUGCUGCGGCCUUUACAAGACAGAGCACCACACAACACAUACUCUGUCCAAGAUCCAAAGCCAUCAGCAGAUCAAAGAAAAAUGCAGACACCAGUUUUUCCAAUAAGCAUGUCCCAUGUAAAUGAGCAAGAAGAUGCUUGGGGGGACCACCCAUCGAGCUAUCGAGAAGACACAACUUCUGAGCUGAGACCUUCAAGUACCCAGGCAAGAGCGAAGAAUGCUUCUGGUAUCAGCCGAUGGAGCUGCAUCUCCAGUCAAUGCACACCUGUGGAGAGGGCAAUUUUGGAGAAGCUUAAUGAGCUGGACAUGAAGAUUACCCAUCUAACUUCAGUGGUCCAGUCCCUUGCCCCUCGGUCAAGUGGUCAAAUGGUGGUGGACACUGAGGAUGACACCUUUCCUAUUGAAACAAUUGAGGACCUUGAACAACUGGAAAGGCAAUUAGCUGAAAAACCAAUGAUGGAGAAGAUGAUGAAGAGGUUAUCCAUCAGAGGAGGACAAACUCUGAAAAAAACCAUUUGGCGUGUAGCCUCCAAAGUGUUUGGUCCAGUGGCCAAACAGCUCAACUGGUGUGGAAGAGGAGAUAAAAGAGGCCUAAAAAACACAAAUAUUGGGACACUUGUGAUAGGUGCAGCUAUGAGGAACCCCGUGCUUCCGUCUCCAACAGAGGCAGAAGCCGAAAAAUAUUUGAAAGACUUUCUCCGCUUGGCCCCAGGAAGAAUGGCCUCUUAAGCCAGUUGUU
Messenger RNA from Danio rerio (zebrafish), 1498 nucleotides. The record is from RefSeq and is a predicted model, not a curated record. Lineage: Eukaryota; Metazoa; Chordata; Actinopteri; Cypriniformes; Danionidae.